Messenger RNA from Darwinula stevensoni, 1518 nucleotides. The record is from the annotation of a GenBank genome assembly. NCBI's taxonomy places the organism in Eukaryota, Metazoa, Arthropoda, Ostracoda, Podocopida, Darwinulidae.
AUGAAUUGCUCGUGGAGGAUCCGUAUGACUGAUGUCCGCUGCACUCCGACUGCCUGGGCCAACCGACGCGUCGAUCUCUGGGGACUGCGCUGGACUGCUGGCAGCACCUUCGCUGCUGCCACUGUUGUACGGACUGACCUUGGGCGCCCAGGGGCCUAUUUCAUGGAAUUUACAAGUUCUACAAGUUACAAGUUACUACAGUGCACGGGAUUAAGGAAGAGUACAAUCCCACCUCCCCAAGAACUACACCUUCUCUAUCCUAAGUGGAAGAGAGCUCCUCUUAACAUCUACUCCUCCUCCCGAGAUCCUGGUACGAGAGGAAGAACCAUGGGAAUCUUGGGUGCUGAUUCCCUUGAUGGUACCAUGAAACCAGCAUGCAUAGGGCGAAAGGACAUCUUCAUCUUCCUUUUUUGCAUGGGGAGUCUAACCAUGUAUUGCCUUGUCUCGAAGCCAAUGGCAAGCGAAGUCUGCAGAGGUAUGGCGCAGGCGAAAGAGGGAAGGCCCUCAGGCCCGAGGAAGACCAUCCUCCUUUACGAUCGCCUGCUGGGCAGCUGGAAAAACUGGUUGCGGUAUCACAACUUCCAUAAACACCUCCAUUGCCGCGUAGGUAACGCCACCUAUCGCUGCGACGUCAGCUUCGGAACACACGACGGAGUAAACCUGAAGGAAGCUGACUUCGUUAUGUUCUCCUGGUAUUGGUGGGACCGAUUCGCGAGAUCCUCGAUCCCGGAGAAGACCGAUGGAUCGAUAUGGGGGAUUUUCACAAAUGAAGCCCCGGUUGUCAGACACAAUGCCAUCUUACCCAUUGACUGGGUGUUCACUUAUGAAUCGGACGCAGACGUCAUCACGAGGUACGGUCGGUUCUCCAGACGAGAAAAGCCCGACUUGAUACACUUCCGUCAGUUUCAAAGGACUUGUCGUCCGCAGAAGAGAAAACUCGCAGUUGCGCUCAUCAGCGACUGCCACGCGCCAAGCAAGAGGGAAGAACUCAUCCGGGACCUCCAGAGAGAAAAUCUCACGGUCGAUGUGUAUGGAUAUUGUGGGAAAGGGAUGAUCGUGGGGAACAACAUCAUUGGAUAUCAAUAUUUGUGGAAAAAGUACAAGUUCUUUCUCGCCUUCGAAAAUGCGAUCUGUAAGGACUACGUGACCGAGAAGUUUUUCGAUGCCCUCCGUUUCCCUUGGGUUCCGGUGGUUCUCGGCGGCGCAAAUUACUUUUCUUUGGCCCCGCCAAAUUCCUAUAUCGACGUGAGAGACUUCAGCUCCGUUCGAAGCCUGGCACAUCAUUUGCGGCAUCUUGACGGAAACAAUAAGGCAUACCGAUUGUAUUUCCAAUGGAAGUCCAAAUAUAUCAUAAACACGGAGAAGGGGACCAUGGAUAUUGGCUGUCGCAUAUGCGAGCGGCUCUACACGGCGUCGCGGACGGAGCCGCCGCCCGACCUCAAAAGCUUCUCGAAGCAUCGGCGCUGCUUCUUCCCGAAUUCAACCAAUGAUAUUUUUUCCAAGAAUUUUAAUUUUUAA